This is a messenger RNA of Spodoptera exigua (beet armyworm), 2595 nucleotides long. The record is from the annotation of a GenBank genome assembly. Lineage: Eukaryota; Metazoa; Arthropoda; Insecta; Lepidoptera; Noctuidae.
AUGCCAGCACGGACUCCCCUCCGCUCCCCACGUCGCAAGUCGACGGCCCCCCGACGGUUUGGUCGCUCAGAGUUCAGCAUGGACGACGAUGACUACUCUCCGAGUAACUCCGUCACUUCUGUCAACUCACUUGCUAGUCUACUCAGAGAGAAGCUGCAGAGCAUUCCUCAAAAAAUCCGCAAGAAGCCGACAGACUACAAGCUGCGGGCCUUCGUGGGCCUCAUGUUCCUUGCCAUUGUCUUCUUCGUCGGGUUCGCAUACGUCCUCUACCAUCAGCAGGCCCUCACCAAGGCCUACUUCGAUAACGUGCAGUUCAACGAACCGAAGAGACUUAUCCGCAUUUACAAUAAGGAUGAUGUCGAAAUCCUUAGGGCUAGUUUAGCGGUCAACAUCCAAGGCAAAAUGAAAGCGUACCCGUGUUUACCUGAACACCGUCGCAAGGAUGGCUCUGAAUGUUUAGAAUGGCUGCAUACCCUUCGGUUCUACCUGAAGUCCUUGCCACAUGACCCUGGCGUCGAUAAUACCACCUGUUACUCCGUGCACUGGAAGGCGUUAAGAUCUGAUGUCUAUCCAAAUGAUUGUUUCGACUGGGGAGCAACGAAAGUACACUGGUUUGGAGGUGGACUGUCCUCCAACUUAACCUGGCCGUUGGACAGCGGCUCAUUAGAUUACACCCCUUUCAUCACAGGAGACAUGCAAAAGAAUCAAUGGGGAAAUGUCCUUACACGAUACUUUAUCAACUCCAAGGGAGCAGCCAUCAUUGUGGAUGACGAGACACCUCUUCAUGUCUCCGUCAAUAAAGGAGGGAAACACAUCUGCCUUAAAGCUAUGUACCACGAAUUUGCAUACCCCAAUAAACUAACAGAAUUCCCCGAAAUGAAGUACAAUAUUUGUACAUCAGAAGAUAUGGCGUCAUUACAUUCUUCGAUCCACAGUCAUCGAAGAGCUCCAUUGUGGGAUGGCCUAAAACCAGCAGAUAUGCAAACCUUAGAAUCUCUAAUAUCAGAGCCUGUUUGGCAAAUAGCUCCCAGAUUUAAAGAAGAAUUACAAGCUGAAACCAUAUCUAAAUACACAGAAGAUGUCAUCAACCUAGGAUUCCUGAAACAGGGACAUGUGCUGAUCAAUGAGCAUUGGCAGAAUGCUAUUGGUGAUUUAUCAGUGGACACGAGUCGAUUCCAAACGUUGAAUACAACUGUAGAUAAAUUGCACAGGCGGGGAUUUAAAGUAGCUUUUACCAUCCAACCGUUUAUUAGUACUGAGAGCAAAAACUUCGCAGAAUGUGUCCAAAAGAGAUUGUUGAUCAGUGAAAGAAAUAGUGACAGACGUAUACCAGCUUUAACCCGGUUCAAAUCCUUAGCAAGCGCUGGAGUAUUGGACAUCACAAACAACAGAUCAGUUCCUUGGUUUUUGGAUAAGUUACAGGCAGUUAUCGACGAGUACCACAUUGAUUCCUUCUUCUUGGACUUGGGAACAGCUUAUGAUAUGCCUCACUAUUUCCGCUGCGAGCAUCUUUUGACCAAUCCUGAUCAAUACAAGAAGAUUUUCACUAAAACCUUUGAGAAGAUGUUUAAUAUCAUUGGAGUGUCUUCAGCGGUGUCACUACCCCGACCUCCAAUCUUUGUAUCUCUUCCACCAUUUGAGUCUACAUGGGAAGCAUUGAAGCUAGUUAUACCGACUAUGUUGACGUAUGGUGUUAAUGGAUUUCCUUUCAUAAUGCCAGGGGCGGUCGGUGGAGAUAUUUACUGGCCUGGAAGUGAGCAGUUCCUUCCAUCCUCCAAAGGGAUGGUAGACAUUACGAAUAGUACGCAGGAGAAUGGAAUAGAGCUACCAGAUAAGGAGUUGUACAUGAGGUGGCUGCAAAUGGCAACGUUCCUGCCGGUGAUGAAGUUCACGCAUCUUCCGAGCAAGUAUAACGACGAGAGAGUAUUGGAAGUGGCAAAGAAUCUGACGUCGUUGCGACAGAGAAUGGUGACACCGCUACUGUUGAAGUACAAGCGUGAAGCUCUAGAGGCUGGUCUGCCACUCCUCCGGCCGCUGUGGCUGCUGGGUGCUGGAGACGCUCCACGUGCGCUGCGGGAUGAGUUCGCUAUUGGAAGUGAUAUAGUAGUCGCUCCCGUACUUGAACGUGGACAAACUACUAGGGACGUGUACCUCCCAACUGGACUAUGGCAGGAUGGUAUUGAUGGAUCUCUACGUAAAGGAAACCGAUGGAUGCACGAGUACAGAAUACCUAUAGAUAAAGUAGCAUACUUUGUUAGGAAACCUGAUGACAUGAGGGGAAAAUCAUCCAAUGUCCCCCUGUUCCUUCUCCUGCUCUGGGCCGAGAUCGCGGUGCCUCAUUGCGCUUACCCCUCCACCCCGUCUGAACAUCAGCCCUAUAGGGCCCCGUCUGUGGUGGUGUAUUGGCUCAUUGAGGCGCGCGCGGAACGCUACGCGCCGUACGCUCGGGUCUGGUUCUGGUCGGGCGGCGACCUACCCUUACUCGCUGUCCGCAGACCCGCGCUUACGGUGGCCGGAGAUCAUCUCUCGGAAUUGAACUUACCUAAUGUUCAAUUUUAUAUUAAUUAUAUUUCCACUAAAAUGUUGCUUGAGUAG